GGAUCUAUGCUUGGUGGUAGUAUAUAUGUACUUACUGGUGCUGUGAUGAAUAGACGUACUGGGCCUGCAGUAUUUUUGGCGUAUAUAUUGGCUGGCUUUGUAGCAUUACUUAAUUCAUUAAACUACUCAGAAUUAGCAUGUCGAAUACCCAAGGCUGGUUCUUCUUACACAUAUACAUAUUUUAUUAUGGGUGAAUUUCCUGCUUUUAUAACUGGAUGGGCAAUUUUACUUGAGUAUAUACUAGGUAUAUCACUUGUCGCAAGAUGUUGGAGUAGUAUGCUUGACAGUUUGGCCGAUAAUCACAUAAGUAAAUGGACAAUACACAAUGUUGGUAGAUUAUCUCAUCCAGGUGGAAUAUUAGCUGAAUAUUAUGACUUUGUUGGUGUAUUCUUAAUUAUCAUAUUAUCAGCUAUAUCAUGUUGUGGAAUUCGUAACAGUGCAAAAGUAACAGCAGUUUCAAUUUUUAUCAAUGUUGGCGUAUUAAUUGUAACAUCAAUCUAUAUGUUUGUCUAUAGUAAAACAGAAUAUCUAUCUAUCACUUCACCUAAUAUUACAGUUGAUAAAUUAUCACCAAAUCCAAAUUUUUUACCAUUUGGUUUACCUGGUUUAAUAGGUGGUACAGCUAUUUGUUUCAAUGUAUUCAUUGGAUUCGAUGCAAUAUCAACAUGUGCAGAAGAAGCUAAAAAUCCUAGUUAUAGUUUACCUAGAGCAAAUAUUAUAGCUGUGGUUAUAGUAGCAAUUUUAACUACACUUUCUUCAUUAGCAUUAACUAUGUAUUAUCCAUGGUUUCUUAUUAGUACAGAAAGUUCAUUUUUAAGUGCAUUAAAAGGUAAUAAAUUGAAUGGUGGACCAGAAAAUGUACGAACUGGAAUGUUUUAUUUUGUUGGUAUUGGAUCAUUAAUUGGAUUAAUUGCUUGUUUAAUUACAUCAUUAGUUGCUGCACCAAGAAUUAGUUAUGCUAUGGCUCAAGAUGGUCUUAUUCCAACUAUUUGUUCACAACUUUGUCAACCUUUCAAG
Schistosoma turkestanicum is the source of this 1017-nucleotide messenger RNA. NCBI's taxonomy places the organism in Eukaryota, Metazoa, Platyhelminthes, Trematoda, Strigeidida, Schistosomatidae. The record is from the annotation of a GenBank genome assembly.